AUUAACCUCAGAUCUAUCAUCGAUGUUUGGAGGGUGUGUUUGAGGUUAAAGUGUUGACAGUAUAGAAGGUUGCAGACAGAAGAAUUUAAUACAUAAGCCAAAACUACCCUGAGCACUGAUGUCUAGUGUAUUCGAUAUUAAUGCUACAAGUGACAGACUUGUACCUGCCAGUACAAUGGAAACAAAAUUUGUUUUCACAUAUCCUUCCUGGACGAUUAAGUUCGAUUACAAGCUUGAAGUGCCAAUUUAUGUCCCAUUUUCGGGGACUGCUGAAGAACUCGGCGAACGAUUAAUGGCAUUCUUCAACUUGCCAAGUAAUGCUGAGGAAGAUCUGACUGCAGCCCUCAAAAUGUUUCUGGAAGAGAAAACACAGAUGUUUUUUGAUAAAAUGGGAGAUAAAGUUGUUACAGUGGCGAAAGAAGGUGACACAGAUGUUGAAGAUGUAAUUAAGACAUGGGAGAAGUCUUUCAAAACAGAGACUGUGGAAUAUUCAGAGCCUGAAGGAGCAACAGAUGAAGAACUGUUUUCUGCUGUCUAUCACAAAUUAGUUCAUUCUCCAGCAUUGGAGCCGAUUUUGCAAGUAGAACAUUCCUAUGCACUUGCUGUUCAUGAACUUACUCUUCAGAGGGAAGAACAAGUUGAAGGUCUAACAACAAUGCAAACAGAAGAAAUGGCUCAGGCUAUAGAAGGAGUUCCUUUUCCAAAUACAGAACAUCAAAUAAAUGAAAUGGCAGCUUCACAUUUUGAAGAGCAGAACCUGUUGCAAGGCAAAUGGAAUAGUGAAAUCGACACACUUAAGGAAGAUCAAAGGAAAGAAUAUCGGGACUGGCUUAUGAAGAUGUUGGAGGACAAUCAAACAAAUGUGAAUGCUCCAAGCAUCGUAAAUACUCCACGCACAUUCAACAAAGGUGCUCAUGAAGAUAAGCUGCCUAUGCCAAGACUAGAGGAAAGUUUCACCAUACACUUAGGCUCGCAGAUGAAACAGAUGCACAAUAUAAGAAUUUUAUCCGCUGAUGUGCUGGAUUUUUGUCGGGUGAAGCUUCAGAGUUCAGGAAAUCUUGAUCCUCAGCCACAGCGCUUGCAGACUGCUCUAGCCCUUUAUUCCAGUGACUUAUGUGGAUUAGUUGUACUGACAGAUAGCCAUAUUGGAGCAUUCACAGGAUUAACUAAAGAGCUCACUGGGGUCUGCCAGCAGUCAACAGAUUUCCAUUUUCCAUCAGUGGAUGAGCAGCUAGAGAAAAUAAAGGAAGAAGUUAAAGAAGUGGUAUCUUGGCGUAAUGCGCAUUGGAGUCAUGAUCACUUAGGGACACUAACAUCUACAGAACAGAUGUCUCGAAGGUUGGGGACAAAGAAUCUACAAACUGGUGAUGUGUACUUGACAAGACAUUCAAAUUUAGCUGAAGUCCAUGUUGUUUUCCAUAUGGUGGUAGACGAUUCCUUGAGAUCAAGUGACAUUAAUUCUAGACACCCUGUGAUUCUGGGGCUCCGGAAUAUAUUGAAAACAGCAUGUUCUAAUGAUAUAACUACACUUACUAUUCCAGUUCUUCUAAUGCAUGAGAUGACAGAGGAAAUGACAGUUGCAUGGUGUACGAAAAGAGCAGAGCUAGUUUUCAAAUGUGUGAAGGGGUUUAUGAUAGAAAUGGCAUCCUGGGGAGGUUCUGAACUGAAAAAUUUACAGUUUCUAGUACCAAAGGGUAUUUCAGAAGAAGUAUUUGGAACUCUGGCGACUAUGUUACCAAGUAUAUUUAGGGUUUCGAAUCCUCUGGUCUUCAAAGUAUCUUCAACACCCCACACACCGAAGAGCUCAUGACAAGUAGCAAAUGGAGAGAACUACACCAAUGACAGAAUAUUUAUACAAAGCAAAACUUGUUUCAGGUGGUGCCAUAAAGUCACUGCUUCACUGUCUGUGCACAUAGCAUUAAUGUUCAUUUUGAAUGUGGUGGUAUGUGGAGAAAUGUUGAUAAUGUGGAAAUCAUGUCUUUACUAAAUUCAAAGGAAAAAUAUCUAUGUAAUGGUAUUUCAGAUUUUGUGCCUUGUACAUGUACAUACAGCAUCAUUGAAAGAUACUAAAGGUGAACACCAAAUAUUUGAAUAGUGAUCGUUAAAUAUGUUUUACUCUUAAAAGUGGAUAUUACACUUAAUUAAAAACAAAAAAUAAUAGGAAUCUGAGAUCAGUUUUACAACUAAAGAGCCUCACUUAGAGAUUCUUUUCUAUUAAUCUCUCCCUCCCAUCUCUCUCUCUCUCUCUCUCUCUCUCUCUCUCUCUCUCUCUCUCUCUCUCUCUCUCUCUCUCUCUCUCUCUCUCUCUCUCUCCCCCUCCCCCCCCCCCUCCUUCGUCCUCUCCCUCCCUCCCCUCUGAUAGUAUUCACUAUCUUCUCUUUAUGAUUUUUGAGUAACAGUCAUACACUUCAUAACUAUAGGUAUAUGUGCACCAUUUUCAGGUUGUUCCUGUUUUUAAUAAUCACUGUUUUAAGAGUUCAUUGUUUUCAUGUGCAAUUAAUCAUCUGAAAUGUUAAAGCAUUUAAUUAUGUUAAUAAUAUUAGGAAAUAAUUAGAAAUUUAUAUUUGUUUGUUUUUUCUGUAAUGGUUGACGAGGAAUUUUGUAUCUUACAGUAGCAAUUAGCAGCUAUCUGCUUACUGGAGGCUUUACAGUAGCUUUUCAAAAACUGAAGUUAAAGAUUCCAUAUAAGAAAAUAAAAACUGCUUAGUUUCCAAGAGGAAGAAGUUGCUGCAAUAUUAUCUCAAAUAAUAUGUCACUGUUAUGAAAUUUCCUAAUAGUUUCUAGCUAUAUGCUAGACUGGGACUAACUCACGAGACUUGGCGUUAGUGAGCAUUGCUUUUCCGUAAGGAAGUUUUAAACAAUAUAUACUCCACUGUAGCUUGGAAAAACUCUUUUUUGAAAUGACAACUUGGCUGUGACUGUCAUUCUCCACUUCAGCCUGUACUCCAGAGGUGGUCAUCCAGAAAGGUAUGCCAAACACCUACUUU
Molecule: messenger RNA, 2987 nt
Organism: Schistocerca gregaria
Lineage: Eukaryota; Metazoa; Arthropoda; Insecta; Orthoptera; Acrididae
Product: protein C12orf4
Exons: 11
Coding region: 119-1810 (563 amino acids)
Cellular component (GO): cytoplasm
Source: RefSeq, a predicted model, not a curated record